CUCUUCUCCCCUCCCUUCCCGCCUGCGCAUCCCUCUUCCUCACCGUCUCCAACCCCUGCCUAAAACCCUACCUGCCAUGGCGCCGCAGACGCCUCUCUUCCCUCCCGCCGCCUUCGACCGCAGUGGCGGCCUCCCUCCCUGCGAACCCACCCGAUUCUCUUCCAACCCUACCUUCGACCAGGGCUUCCUCGCGGCGGCCUAUGACGGCGACCUCCGCCUCGUCAAGAGGGCGGUGAGGACGGUGGGCAGAGGCGCGGAAGGCCGCCGCCUCGCCGAGAAGCUGGGGGCCGUCAGGGACGGCUACGGCACUGGCUUGUUGCACACCGCCGCCCUAGGCGGCAGCCUGCCCGUGUGCCGCUACCUGGUCGAGGACCUUCAGCUGGAUGUCAACGACGUCGGCCCGGGGGGCGAAACACCUUUCACCUUUGCGAUUGCCAAUAAGGAUGUGGGUUUGGUGCGUUACUUCCUUGAUCAAGGUGCUGAUGUACACAAGGGCACCGACACUGGCAGUCCUCCUCUCCAUCUUGCUGCCGGAGAAGAAGGAAGCUGUGAAAUAGUAGAACUCCUACUAUCCAAAGGAGCUGAUGUUGAUGCAGUACAUUUUGGUGGGACAGCACUCCAUCUUGCUGCCCGUUUUGGGCGGGAUGAUAUCAUGAAGGUUUUACUGGACCACCAUGCAGACCAUACGAUAGCUUUGGGUGGUACUGGUUAUACAGUGCUUGUUCUUGCUACUAUUAUGGGCUCACUGAAAUGCGUGAAGGUCCUGCUUGAGGCUGGUGCUGAUGUGGAUGGUACUUGUAAAGAGACACCCUUAAUGAUCGCUACCACUCAUGGUUCAACUGCCAUCCUUAAGUGCUUAGUUCUGGCUGGUGCAGAUGCUAAUAUUCCUGACAGUCUAGGACGUGUUCCUAUAGAAAUUGCUGCCCGCUCUGGUAGGCGUGAAGAUGUUGAGGUUCUAUUUCCGGUCACUUCUCGUAUCCCUAGUGUACGUGACUGGAGUGUUGAUGGAAUCAUGAACCAUGUAAAAUCAGUGCGCCCAGCGAAGAAAGCGAUGCUUGCUAGUGCAAAAUUUAGAGCGCAUGAGGCGUUCAAGAAGGGGGACUAUCUUGUUGCAGCAAAAAUUUAUGCAGAGGCAUUGGAUCUUGACCCAGGCAAUGCAACCAUGCUUUGUAAUAGGAGCCUAUGCUGGCUUCGCUAUGGUGAUGCGAAGGAGGCCUUGAAGGAUGCUCAAGCGCUCAGGACGAUGCGACCUGGCUGCCCAAAGGCCUGUUAUCGUGAAGGGAGUGCUCUAAUGUUACUGAAGGACUAUAAGAAGGCAUGUGGUGCACUUCUUGAUGGUCUUAAACUGGAGCCAGAGAAUGUCGAGAUCGAAGAUGGGUUACGGGAGGCUUUGGAAUCCUUGAAGGUAGAUCGAGGCAGUAGCCAACUCGACCAGCAUCGGUAUGGGAAAGGUGUACUUGCCUGAUUGAUUUGCGCUGCUCAGUGAAGAAACGGAGGUGCCCUGUUUUUCUGCCCCAUAACUGAAGGCUAUGAAUGAGAUGAGACAAGUUGGUUAGGUAAUUUUAGAUGGCCUUUUCGCUGGUCAUCAAACUACCAAGUCCGUUGACUCACUAGAUGCCCUGAAUUUCCGGAACAAAUGUUGGUCUGUAUACAUGUUUUUUUGGUGGCUCCUUUGGGAUCUAUGUCAAGCUAAUGAUCAUUGUCCAUAUAGCCUUCAACGAGAAUGAACCAUUGUUUUUCA
Lolium perenne is the source of this 1741-nucleotide messenger RNA. RefSeq lists its product as uncharacterized. NCBI's taxonomy places the organism in Eukaryota, Viridiplantae, Streptophyta, Magnoliopsida, Poales, Poaceae. The record is from RefSeq and is a predicted model, not a curated record. Gene Ontology annotation, molecular function: protein binding.